AUGACCACGGCGACAGUGACAUACCAUGAACUACCACCACUUACAAGUUGGGCAUCCGACUCACAGCAGCAGCAACAACAACAACAACAGCAACAACAACAACAGCAGCAGCAACAGCAACUUUCUCACAAUUCGCCUGCUGCAGUUGUGUCGUCGGCACCAACUUCUUCAGUAGUACCACAGCUCGGGACCGAACAGUCGCAGCAGCCAUCUCAACUCCUCUCUGGUACUAGCAACAGCAACCAUCGACAUCAACAGCAGCAAGCAGCAGCUGUUGCGCCUCAUCAACUGCUUUGUACACAGGCAUUAACUCAUUAUCGUACCGGUUAG
Molecule: messenger RNA, 330 nt
Organism: Gongylonema pulchrum
Lineage: Eukaryota; Metazoa; Nematoda; Chromadorea; Rhabditida; Gongylonematidae
Source: the annotation of a GenBank genome assembly